AUGCCGAUCUGCUUCUGCCCAAGCUCGUUCAGCCAGCUCCGCGAGAACAUGUGGAUUUUGUCCUCCGUCCUGUGGGUCGAGAUGAGUCUCGUGGUCGCUCUCGCCGACGCCACCACGGUGAUUCCACACGACAUCGACAUCGACGCCACCACAGCCCAGAGCUUACAGCCAAUUGCGAGAAACUGGUCUACGGGCAAGAAGCGUCUAACCGCCAGUAUUGCAUGCAUCAACACAGCUCUGCUUGGCAUCAUCGUCGGUAUCUACGCUGGUGAGGUACCUCGUAUCCAGUACUCUCUCGCAGACGAACGCCAUAUCGUGAUCAUAGGCAAUGCAGUACUCUACGCUGGACUUGCUAUCUCGACCUUCUUCGCUUGGACACUACCUCUCCUGCACGGACGAAAGCCCUAUAUUCUUGCUUCACUAGCAAUCGCCUUGCCACUUCAGUUUCCUCAAGCUAUUGUUGUAAGCGGCUACCACAACAAGGAGGCAAAGUAUCGUGUCGGCCUUCUGCUAUCGCGCGGUGUAUCUGGUUUCGUCCUCGGUUUCGCAAACGUCAAUUACAUCACUGUACUACUUGACCUCUUUGGGGCUUCGCUACAGUCCAAGAAUCCGCACCAAGAGUUCGUUGUCGCGAAUGAUGUCCGCCGCCAUGGUGGGGGUAUGGGUAUGUGGCUGGGUAUCUGGUCAUGGUGCUGGAUUGCUUCCAUUGCCGUCGGCUUUCAGAUUGGCGCUGCGAUCAUCGACCGUCUAUCGCCGCAGUGGGGAUUCUACAUUAUCGUCGUGAUUCUAGCUUUUGCCUUGGUCCUCAACAUCACGACUUCGGAAACGCGACGCGCACCCUUUCGGAAGUCUGUAACUGAGGUGUACGACAGAGACGAGAACUAUAUUACCAGGCGCGUGAGUCGGGGUGAGGUAAAGUUACAUAUCGAGACCGAGGGACCGAAGUAUUGGUUUGAAGAAGCGUGGGCGGGUAUCAAGCUCAUGACAAUGAUGCUCUGCCAACCUGGCUUUCUCGUCCUGGCACUCUAUCUUGGAUGGAUCUACGCCCAGGUAGUACUUGUGAUAGUCCUUCUCGGUGCUCUGUUGUCGCGAGACUACCGAUGGAAACCAACAAAGGUGGGCGCAGGCGUUAUAUCGAUAGCUAUUGGCGCCUUCCUUGCCAUCCCCUUGACGAAAGCCGGCAUCUUCUCUCGUGAGCGGAAAAGUGCGUUCCGCACCGACUCCAUGACUUUCCAGAAGCAAGUGACCUGGUCGAGCCAUCUUGUCCGCCGCGCCAUCUUCACGCUCACGCUUCCGCUGAUGGGCAUGGCGUACACUGUCUCGUCGGCUAGGUGCCCUCAACCAUGGCUUGUACCGAUCAUCUUCGCUGGCGCCGUAGGAUUCCUCAGUAUCCUCGCCAUAGCCGAGUGCCAUGGCCUGAUGAUGGAGACGUUCGAUACCUGUGACUUGCAACCUGGAGUCAACACGCGACAUCGCUUGCAAAGUAUGGCUGUCCAAGAUCGCAGGCGAAGGACAAACUACACCUCCUUUCCACGUGUCACUGCUGGUGUUUUCGCUAGCCAGAUCAUCGCUUUCGUCCUCGCUGCUGUCGCAACCAUGGUGGGCGGCAACAUGACGCGAAGUCUUGGCGCACAGAAAUCCACGGGUGCUACGGCGGGCAUCCUGUUUGGCAUCACUGUUCUUCUGAUCCUGGUCCUCUGUCGCUUCAAGUCCGUACAAGUUAUACCCAACCAUACCUUCGGAACCCGUCGCGACACGGCAGCCUGGCAGGAGUUCAAAGACCUAGAAAAGGUCGGCAGGGGCAGUGACUGGAAAGCUGUUGUGAUUGGAAACCCCAGUGGUAAGAUGAGAAGGAUGAGUGUGCUUGAGUUGGGUGCGUUGAGUCGCUGGACUGAGAUCAGAAAGUUGAACUUUCUGAUCAAAGGUGAGAUGUUGGGACAGCCCAAGGAGAAGAAGAGGAGUUUCGAUGGUAGUUGGUGA
This is a messenger RNA of Alternaria infectoria, 1980 nucleotides long. RefSeq lists its product as uncharacterized. The record is from RefSeq and is a predicted model, not a curated record. Gene Ontology annotation, molecular function: transmembrane transporter activity. The coding region runs from base 1 to 1980 and encodes 659 amino acids. The transcript is spliced from 2 exons. Gene Ontology annotation, biological process: transmembrane transport. Lineage: Eukaryota; Fungi; Ascomycota; Dothideomycetes; Pleosporales; Pleosporaceae.